Molecule: messenger RNA, 1293 nt
Organism: Nanorana parkeri
Lineage: Eukaryota; Metazoa; Chordata; Amphibia; Anura; Dicroglossidae
Product: gastrula zinc finger protein XlCGF57.1-like
Exons: 2
Coding region: 1-1293 (430 amino acids)
Biological process (GO): regulation of transcription by RNA polymerase II
Cellular component (GO): nucleus
Molecular function (GO): DNA-binding transcription activator activity, RNA polymerase II-specific; RNA polymerase II cis-regulatory region sequence-specific DNA binding
Source: RefSeq, a predicted model, not a curated record
AUGGUCACCAGAGUUGUACCCAAGCUGAUGGUCACCAGAGUUGUAUCUAAGCUGAUGGUCACCAGAGUUGUAUCUAAGCUGAUGGUCACCCGAGUUGUACCGAAGCUGAUGGUCACCAGAGUUGUACCCAAGCUGAUGGUCACCAGAAUUGUAUCUAAGCUGAUGGUUAACCGAGUUGUACCCAAGCUCAUGAUCACCCGAGUUGCUGAAGAACCGAUGGACAACCAGGUGGAGGAAGAAGAAGAGACGUACGCGAGGGGUGGUCAUCAAGAAGCAGACACUGGACAGGAUUCAUUUCCAUGUUCGGCGUGUGGGAAGUGUUUCACAUCCAGAUCAGAUCUCAUUAGGCAUCACAGAUGUCACGGCGCAGUGCAGCCUUACUUAUGUUCUGAGUGCGGGAAAUCUUUCAAAGAGAAAUGGCACCUCGUGAGGCACCUGAGACGCCACACUGGCGAGAGGCCUUAUCUGUGCCUGACGUGCGGUCAGUGCUUUAAGCAGAACGCCCAUCUGAAGGCCCACGUUCGGGUUCACACCGGAGAGACCUUCCCGUGUUCGGAGUGCGGGAAAAGCUUUUCGCGGAAAGAGUCUCUGGCGAGGCACCAGCAGACCCACAUGGGGAGCCUGCCGUAUAUGUGCCUGGAGUGCGGGAAGUAUUUCACGCAGAAACCAUCGCUCGUCAUGCACCAGCGAACCCACACGGGCGAGCGCCCCUAUUCCUGCCCGGAGUGCGGAAAAAGCUUCACCCGCAAGUACUCGCUCUCCCUACACCAGAGACUCCACGCAGACGAGGGCUCCUUGUCGUGUUCGGAGUGUGGGAAAUCCUUCGAAACCAAAUCCGACUUCAACAUACAUAAAAGGAUUCAUAGCGGGGAGGCCGUCUUUUCCUGCUCGGAGUGCGAGAAAUCGUUCGUCAGGAAUUCACAGCUGGCGAUACACCAGAGGGUUCACACCGGCGAGAAGCCCUUCUCCUGCCCCGAGUGCGAGAAAAGCUUCAUGAGGAAGUCGGAUCUCGUCGUUCACCGGAGGAUUCACACCGGCGAGAAGCCCUUCUCGUGCUCCGAGUGCGGGAAAUGUUUCUCGGGUAGGGGGCGCCUCAAGAGCCACAUAAAAAGGCACACCGGCGAGAAGCCGUUCUCCUGCUCGGAGUGCGGGAAGCGUUUCGUACGGAAAGACGAGCUUCAGAUACAUCAGAGGAUUCACACGGGAAACCAGCCUUUUUCAUGUUCCGAGUGCGGGAAACGUUUCACAAAGAGAGGGAAUCUCAGUCAACAUCAGAGAACUCACGCCCGCUGA